This is a messenger RNA of Myripristis murdjan (pinecone soldierfish), 4202 nucleotides long. RefSeq names its product methyl CpG binding protein 2 (gene mecp2). Gene Ontology annotation, biological process: negative regulation of transcription by RNA polymerase II. The transcript has 6 exons. Gene Ontology annotation, molecular function: methyl-CpG binding; chromatin binding; double-stranded methylated DNA binding. Gene Ontology annotation, cellular component: heterochromatin; nucleus. The record is from RefSeq and is a predicted model, not a curated record. The coding region runs from base 1 to 3021 and encodes 1006 amino acids. NCBI's taxonomy places the organism in Eukaryota, Metazoa, Chordata, Actinopteri, Holocentriformes, Holocentridae.
AUGGCCGCCGUGGAGAGCGGAGAGGAGAGGCUAGGGGAGGGUCAGGGGGAGGAGGGGCCCGUCGACCCGCAGCCCCCCCCCAGAGAGAGGGAGCGCUCCCACAGCAAGACCAAGAAGGCCCGCAGGGAGCGUCGCCAUGCUGACCGGGGGGCGGAGACCAGCACCUCGGCUGCACCGCCGAAGGGGGCGGAGCCACAAACACAGACGCCGGAGCCGGCGGCGGGCCCCUCGGAACCGGGGGCGGAGCCGGGGGCGGAGUCAUCGGCGGGCGGGGAGUCGGCCGAGUCGCCCAGACAGCGGCGCUCUAUAAUCCGGGACCGCGGGCCACUGUACGACGACCCGUCGCUGCCGGAGGGCUGGACACGUAAACUGAAGCAAAGGAAGUCUGGACGCUCGGCAGGGAAGUUCGAUGUCUACCUGAUCAAUUCGGAGGGGAAGGCGUUUCGCUCCAAGGUGGAACUCAGUGCCUACUUCCAGAAGGUUGGCGAUACAACCACUGAUCCCAACGACUUUGACUUCACUGUCACCGGGCGUGGAAGCCCCUCCCGCCGUGAGAAGCGCCCACCCAAGAAGCCCAAAGUGGUUAAACCGUCAGGGCGAGGCCGCGGGAGGCCCAAAGGCAGUGGAAAGCUGCGACAGGCUACAGAGGGCGUGGCCAUGAAGCGGGUGGUUGAGAAAACUCCGGGCAAACUGCUGGUCAAGAUGCCCUUUGGCAAGGCAGAAUCUGCCACCGGCACCACAUCUACUGCCUCAACGGCAGUGUCUCCAGCACUGGUGUCCACCAAGUCCCGUCCUGGCAGGAAGAGGAAGUCAGAGCAGGAGCUUCCUGCCCCGCCACAGACCGCCCCCAAGAAACGUGGGAGGAAGCCAGCCUCUGCUUCAGCUACAUCACCGGUUGCAGCAGCAGCCUCCUCUUCGGCAUCUGCCUCUGGGAGCUCAGCAGCUGGAAGCUACACUGCAGCUGCCAUCUUGGCAGCUGAAGCCAAGCGGAGAGCAGCUAAGGAGUCUUCCACAAAACCUGUCGUCCAAGAAACAGCCCUGCCAAUCAAAAAGCGCAAAACUAGAGAGACAGUAGAGGAGAGGGAAAGCGUUCAGACGCCACCACCAACAACGACUGAGACUGGAAAGAGUACUUCUGCAGGGGGAGAGGGAGGUUCAGCAGGAGGAGUGCCAACCACAGAGUCUCACCCUGCCCCCUCUGAGCAGAGCCAGUCACAAUCACAGAAGCAGCUUCCUGGUUCAGAUGAGAGCCAAUCACAUGGACACAAGCCACAUAAAGGGAGGAAGCACAAGGAGAAACCGGGGAUUUCAGCAGGAGAUGGAGGGAGCAGAGAAGGAGGAGCAGAUGAAAGUGACAAGGGAGAAGGAGAGGGAGGAAGAGGAGGAGGAGGAGGAGAAGGAGGAGGAAGGAGUAGCAGCAGCAGUAGCAUUAGCCCAUCAAAAAGCCACAAGAGGAAGGAGCGCACUCCACACAAACAUCACCAUCAUCAUCACCACCAUCAUCCUCAUCGCCACCCACAAUCCCCCUCUUCCUCAUCCUCCUCUUCAGAUCAGCAUCUUGCCUCUCCUCUUCCACCUCCAGCGUCUCGACAGCUGGCACCUUCCAGCCAGCCCAGGCCUGAGGUUGACCCCCAGGCCACAUCCCAGCUGGCCACCCAGCAGCCACAGCAUACUCAGCAAGCUCCACCUCGACCCCAGUCCAAGACUCCACCCCAGUCCCAGGCUGCACCCCAAUCCCUACCUGAACCUCGUCAUUCUCUUUCCCAACCACGCCCACUCCCCCCAACACGUCCCCAACAUCCCCAGACCCAGUCUGCCAGUCAGCCCCAGGCCCAGCCUCGAUACCCUGCACCUCAGUCGUCCCCCACCAGGCAUCUGCUGCCCCAGCCCCCAUCACGGCCCCAACACACCCAACCCCAAGCGCACAGUCAUCCCCAGGCCCUGUCUCAAAGACCGCAGCCACAGCCUCUCCACCCUCCAGCCCAGCACCGAGCCCAGCACCAGUCCCAGUCCCAGGCUCCACUCCAGCCACACUCUCAAUCCUCACUCACCCAACGCCUUCAGCCACCCCAGACCGCUCAGGCCAGGCAAUCACAGCACCAAACCCAAUCCCCUCCAGUUUCUCAGCCCCAAUCCCAGCCCAGAUACCCAUCUCAAACCCAAUCCCAGCCCAGGUACCCGUCUCAAGCCCAACCCCAGCCUAGGCACCAAUCCCAACCCUUAUCCCAGACCAGGCAACCAACCCAAUCUCAACUCCCACCCCAGCCUAGAUACCCAGCCCAAUCUCAACCUCAACCGAGACACCCAGCCCAACCACAAACCCAACCCCAGGCACAGCCCAAGCACCAGUCUCAGCCUCAGCCCAGGAACCCAUCACAACACCAACCCCAGACUCAGUACCGGCCACAGCCCAGGCAGCCCAUCCCCCAGCCUAGGCUGCCCCAUUCUCAGCCCCAGUCCCAGUCCCAACCACACUAUCAGAGAGCUCAACCUGUGCCUCGCCCGCAGGCCCAGCCCCACCCCCACCCCCAACUGCCCAGGCCGCAUGCACACCACCUCCAACCCCACCGAGCCUCUUCCAGCCUAACCAGAACCAGCCUCGUCCCGGCCCCAGCCCAGCAGAACCAGAGCGAACAGCCCCAGGAUCUCAGCACCUCACGGCCCAGUCGAGCGAGCCUGCUGCCGAGCAGAGAGGGCAGCCGGGUGGAGGGCAGAGGGGAGGCAUCGACAGCUUCCGACAGCAGAGAGAUGUUAGGAGGAGGAAGAGGAUCCAACAGCACCUCCAGAGCCCCCAGUACCACAUCCAUGGCCCCGGGGCCCCCAGCAGGAGCCGGGCCUGGUGUCGGUUUGGGGCCUGGGAUCGGGGCUGGGAUGGAGGGCCGGGCAAGGCUCCGGGCCGAGGCAGAGGCAGCGGGUGAGGGCAGGGAGCUCAGAGACAUCGUCCCCCAGUCUGCCGUGCCCCGCCCCAGUCGAGAGGAAACCGUCGAGUCCCGGACUGCCGUUAGUGAAAGAGUCAGCUGAUUGGUCAGGCCAGCUGAUUGAUAGGCUGACUAACCAGAAGACUGACACCAAGUGAAGGCGUGUGACUGGGUUGUUGAUGGGGGUUUACUGUUUUACACUGUUUUCAGAUAGAAAGGUAGUGUCACAUAGAGCUGGUAGAACUGCCUCAGCUUCUACCCAGUUUGACUCUGUCUGGAGACUCUGUAAUGUUUCGUCUUUGUGAACCGACCUGACGCUGAGGGACAACCGGAGAGGAAAACGGACGGUAUCUUUUUCUAGGAAAAACAAACGAAAAGGAAAAUUCGAUAAAAAGUGUGUGUGUAUAUAUAUAAUCAAAAGGCAGCUGUUGUGUCCCGCUAGUCUCCAUGAUGGUGGGUGGGGGUGGGGGUAGGGGUGGGGAGGGUGGUAGUUUGGAACUAAAAAUCAAUGCUUAACAACACAUUACUCUGAACGAAACGUUGCUUCCGGAAUAUAACCUGUUUUUUUAAUUUCAUGUUUUGAUAGUUUAUUGUUUUUGUCUCUGUUAUACAGCUUUAAACUGAUAUUAUUGACUGACAGGCCCUUAUUCAUAGCCGUGCUGUUGACUGACGGUCCCUAACGGAAACCCUCCUAUCAGCUGACGUUCUGUACUAAAAGUCCUGCGAUCAACUGACGGUCCCUCGCUCAGAGUUCAGAGGAGACGUGGGGGAGGUCUGCAGGUCAAACUGACUUCUGACAGUUGCUGUUUUUGUCUUCAUUUUCCAUAAAACCCAUUGUAUAAACAGGGGUGGGGGGCUGGGUGAAUGUAGUAAUUUGUUCCCCUCCUCCAGACUGCCCCUGCUGGUAGCUAACCUGUUAGUGCUUAUAUUACAGCCACUUCAUGACUUGAAAACACCUGGUCCUCAAUUGACUCUCUUCAAAUCAAUGUGAACAUCAUUUGAAAUAUUUGAACAGCCUGAGGCGCGCUUCAUUUUGUCUUAUCAAGACAUUUUAAACAGCCUCAAAAAAAUGUACACAACAGUUGUGAGAUAAACCAGAGCGCUACUCAUGUUUUUGUCAAGUAUUUCAAAAGUUUCAAGCCGUUCUUCCAGGUUUGGCCCAACAGAUACAGCAGGUUAGAGGUUUUUUCCACAUUGGUCUGCAUUCAGUCUGUUAGUUUUGCUUGUCUUUUCCCCCCGAAAGGCAGUGCUUUUUAAAAAAAAAAAAAAAAAAUCAAACCAAAC